AUGUCGCAGUUCUGGAUUCUCUUUCUUGCUCUCGAUGUUAUCGGUAUUGUCUCAUUGCUCAAUGGAGUUUUUACUUCAUCCCUAAUCUUAAUUGUUAUUUUUCGUAAGUUUACUGGUCAUCAUGUCAUUGGGAAUCUCUUACUUGCUAACACGUGUGUUUGUACAAUCGAACUCUGUAUUAGCAACUUGAUUAUCUAUGGUCACAUCAUCAUGAACGAUAUUUUUCCCAAUGCCACCAUUACGAAUACUUACGAUCAACAAGUUCUUUGUCCACUGCGUUCCUAUUUCCUUUUUACUGGUUUCUCCUUGCUCUAUACAAGCUAUUGUCUUCAAGCAUAUUAUCGUCUUUUACAAGUGAUUUUUUACAAAAAACAAUAUAGCUACAUAACAUUUGUCUUUUGGUGUUGUUUUCAAUGGAUUUUUUCCUUUCUACUCGUCCUACCAAUGUUACUCACACGAGCAUUUGUUUACAUUCCAACUGAAUUCUUUUGUCCGAUUCCAUUUACAAAACCAAUCUCGGUCACAUACAUAGCCGUUUCUGUAUAUGGAGUGUUCAUCGCCAUAUUCGUGAGUAUCUAUGCUUGGAUUUAUGUUUACACUCGUCAAACAACAUCGAUUACUGUUAAACGUCGACGAACAAUCGAUCGGCAUUUCACAAUGUUGAAACGGAUGGUCUUGCCAACGUUCUCAUUAAUGUUUCUUGGUAUAGUUUAUCUAACUUUGUUUUUCCAGGCAAUAAGAAAUCAAUAUCAAACACAUUAUCUAACCUAUCGUCUUAGUUACGUAUUCAUUGCUAUUGGAAUGAGUUUCAUUCAUGUUAUCACAAUUUUACAAACACCAGCGAUAAAAGAAGCAAUAUGGAAAUUGCUAUCUUGUUCCAAAGAUGCAAUGAAGAAAUCAGAAGAGAGAACAACCAGUCUUGGAGGGAAUACCACUACAAAUGUCCAACAACCCUCCAUUGACGAAGAAAAACUUUCUUUGAGAAAGCCUUGA
Molecule: messenger RNA, 993 nt
Organism: Adineta ricciae
Lineage: Eukaryota; Metazoa; Rotifera; Eurotatoria; Adinetida; Adinetidae
Source: the annotation of a GenBank genome assembly